Molecule: messenger RNA, 2983 nt
Organism: Dunckerocampus dactyliophorus (ringed pipefish)
Lineage: Eukaryota; Metazoa; Chordata; Actinopteri; Syngnathiformes; Syngnathidae
Gene: arhgap19
Product: Rho GTPase activating protein 19
Exons: 12
Coding region: 39-1613 (524 amino acids)
Biological process (GO): regulation of small GTPase mediated signal transduction; signal transduction
Cellular component (GO): cytoplasm
Molecular function (GO): GTPase activator activity
Source: RefSeq, a predicted model, not a curated record
UCUGCACAACAACAGCGGCAGAUUCGAAGCGAGCAAACAUGGCGGCGGGUCAAGAUGUGGACGAAAACACACAAAACAGAAGAAGCACGCAGUCCUCCGUGGUGAUCCAUCAGGAUGAUUCCCAAGGAGGGUCCCACACCGUCCGUCAGCCCGUCAUCUUCAACCCAGACUUCUUUGUGGAGAAACUCCGCCAUGAGAACGCUGAUGUUUUCCUGGAGCUGGUGUUGAGUAACAUCACUCGCCUCAUCGAUCUUCCCGGAACCGAGUUCUCGCAGCUCAUCGGGGAGGAGGGCCCCAAGACUCCCACCGCUGGGAACGGGGGCUUCUUCCGCUCCUUCAACUUCCUCAAACGUAAAGAUAAAGGUGCCGUGUUUGGUACAGCGCUGUCAGAAAGCUCCCUCGCUCAGAUCUACCAGCUGAUCGAAUUCCUCAGUAAAAACCUGCACAUAGAGGGUCUGUUUCGAGUGCCAGGGAACAGUGUUCGGCAGCAGGCCCUGAAGGAGCUCCUCAACAGCGGCGCUGACGUGGACCUGCAGUCCGGAGACUUCCAUCCCAAUGAUGCGGCUACGCUGCUCAAGACUUUCCUGGGGGAGCUGCCUGAACCGCUGCUCACGCACAGACACUUCCAUGCGCAUCUGAAGAUAGCUGACAUGACUUUGUUCGACGAGCAGGGCAACAAGACGUCUGCGCCCAACAAGGAGCGUCAGAUUGAAGCCGUGCAGCUUCUCUUCCUCCUCUUGCCCGCUGCCAACCGCUCGCUGCUCAAGCUGCUGCUGGACCUCCUCUACCACACGGCCAAGCAGCAGGACAAAAACAAGAUGUCCGCCUUCAAUCUGGCACUAAUGUUCACACCGCACGUGCUCUGGCCACGACACAUGACGGCCCAAGACCUGAAAGACAAGCUGAAGACACUCAACAACAGCAUGGCUUUCCUCAUCAGACAUUCGCAGAAGCUCUUCCGGGCUCCGGUCUACCUGCGGGAGCAUGCCAAAGCACACUUCAUGAAGAACACAGCCCUGUGGAGUAAGGAUGAUCUGGACCUGCUGACGGUGAGCCACUCACCCACCCGGCAGGUGGUGCUGCCGCUCAAGAGGGCGGGGGUACCAAUCCUGUCCGGCCCGGAGCAGUGCCAGUCUCCUGCUCAGCAGUACACGGAGGAGGCACUGAAGGAGCUCUUUCAACACGUGCACCACAACAUGCCGGACUCGGCCAAAAAGAAGAAAUUGGUCCGACAGUUGGUCAAACAGACUGCCGUGACCACACCCAACAAGGAGCACAGCCACGCCCCUCCCAGCAAGAAGCACCCGCGCUCUCGCUCGUUAGGAGGACUCAUCAAGCGUAAAGCUCGAGUGGAUCAGCUGACAACAGAGCGGCGAGUGAGGCACAUCUCUCCUGACGCGGUUGCCAGGGCAACCCGAAAACACGGCAAGGAGAACGUCGUCCUGCAGGAGGUGAAAAUCCCGCUAAAUGGCGGCAUGCGAGGGAGUGCGGGGCUAGUGUUGAAGAACCCAGACUUCAACUUUAAUAGGGACAAAGCUGUAAAGGUGUCCAAGCAGGACACGCCCUGCAUUGCCAGGAUUUGCUUCUCGCCCCCUCACGAAGUCUCGCUGUAAAUCCCGCUGUCUUGUGGUUUUUCUGUGACCCUGCACAAAGCUGCAGCGCCACCAGUGUGACCUUUUCAUACUACAGUACACACAUGUGACAGUAUUAAUAUAACAUCAGGCCUGCCUGCCACUUCAUUAGGUACACCAUCUGAUGAGAUGCAGCUUUUACAAAAAUAAUGUUGACUUUUGAUUGACACUGUCAGAGGGGUAUUCAAUUAACUAUGUUAAUUAUUAUAACAUACUGAGAGCUGUUUCUAAUAUUUGACCACUUUAUUUAGCAACAUGAUGUGGUAGAAAUAUGAGAAACAGUAAUAAUCAAAAGUCAACAUGUAUUGGAUCGAAUGAAGUGGCUGUUGAGUGUGUACUUUAAAAAAUGACGGUACUUUGGGAUUUAAUGUGGCCCAUAACUUAUUUAUUUCAGUAUGUGGGACAUUUUUUUUAAUUUUAUUAUUAUUUUUUUUUAAAGCAAAUGUGAACGGUAGCAAUUUGGUGUCAGUGAACUUUAUCAUGAACAUCUUCCAUAAUGUGAAUGACUUAAAAGCAGACUUUUAUUUUAGUCGCACAGGAAGCCAUGACCACUAGCUAUCUGAUCUUACUACUAUUACUAAUUUUAAACUAAUAUAGACUGCAUCAACCGGAUUGACUGCCUCUUGUCUACAUAAUGUCGAACGGCCAGUAUGAGGCGGCCCCUAGCGACCACGUGGUUGCCAUGACAACAUCGACACAUUUCAGAUCAUCCCAGUACAAAAAGCAAGCACCAGGCAGUUACGUCCACUCUUUACUACAGUUUAUAUGGAACAUGUUAAUACGUGUAUACUGUUUACAUGUCAUUGUUACCACUGUUUAUUGUUUGUGUUCGUCCCGUCGAGUCAAAAGCGCCAUCUUGACGCAUUCCAAGACUGGGACUUGGAAUUGCUGUUACUUUUAUUUUUUUCUGUCGGAUUUUUUUUUUUCUUCAGUUCUUUGCGAGUAAGGAAGGUUCGGUUUUUUUUUUUAAUGAUUUUAAAAUGGAAGUGACAAGAGUGUUUUUGUGUGAGGACGAUGACGAUGGAGACUGACUAAUGUGGGAGUAUGUCAUAUUUAUGGAAGCUUGAAAGUGGUGUUAACGUGUUUGUGGAACGUGAUCCUCAAGUGACCUUCCUUACUUGUGUGUCGUAAGACCAUUUUAUUUUGAACAUUUUCAGCCAGAACUCGUGAGGGAAGUUAGUAACAUCCAAACUAAACUUGAUGUGACAUGUUAGGUUGUUAGAAACUUGAAGCUAACCCGAGCGAAACCAUCGCGAGUUGAACAUUUCUGGAUAAUAACUUCUUUUCUGGCAGCUUUUCUAAUUUUGCUGUAAAAUAACAUGCAUAUUGGCAAGUGUCCACUUUGGAUUAAA